CGGCUCAGGUCAUGUGAUCAUGGCCACAUAAAUAGUGAAUCAGAAUCAAUCUGUGAGUCAGACUGCCUGAUAAUCCAUUAUUUUUUUUACUGAGGCUUUGAUGACCAGCACACUGCAGCAAUGUCAAUGAAUAUGGGAUGGAAAGACGAGGAGGACGCCACUCCAGAUAUGCAGAAGUUCUGCAAUGAGGUAAAGACAAGCAUAGAGAAGAAGCUUGGGAAGAAGAGUAUUUUCACUGCCAUCAACUUCAGAGCAGUUGACACUAAAAUACAUUACAUAGCCAAAGUGUAUGUUGGAAACAAUGAAUGUGUUCAUGUGAAAAUGUCUCAAUCUCUCCCUUGCUAUGGAGGGGAAGUGAAUCUGGAUCAGUUCCAGUAUCCCAAAAAUAGAGAGAAUGAAAUCGAACCCUUCUGAAAACUUCUGAACACAUUAUUCAGUCCUCACGGAGAGACUCAUACAACACUUUUCAAUAAAGUCUUGAAGCACAA
This is a messenger RNA of Pimephales promelas (fathead minnow), 488 nucleotides long. Lineage: Eukaryota; Metazoa; Chordata; Actinopteri; Cypriniformes; Leuciscidae. The record is from RefSeq and is a predicted model, not a curated record.